Fusarium fujikuroi IMI 58289 is the source of this 660-nucleotide messenger RNA. RefSeq lists its product as uncharacterized. Lineage: Eukaryota; Fungi; Ascomycota; Sordariomycetes; Hypocreales; Nectriaceae. The record is from RefSeq and is a predicted model, not a curated record. The coding region runs from base 1 to 660 and encodes 219 amino acids. The transcript is spliced from 2 exons.
AUGAAGACCACCAUCGCCAUGCUCACCGCCUCAAUGGCCACCGCCAUCCUCGCCCAUCCCUUCGACACCCGCUCCCAGCAGUGCAACAUCGCUCCCUCCGCCACUCCCUCCACCAAAAUCCAACCUCUUUCCACUCCAACUGCCUCUACCGCCCAGGCCUGCCAGAAGCUCUGCACCGAGCACUCCUCCUGCAAGAGCUUCCUCUUCGGUCUCCCCGCUGACGCCAAGGCUCCUACCUGCAAGCUCUACUCUGUCCCUGCAGCCCAGGUCCCCAACCAGGGAAACAACCUGUAUGUCUUUGACAAGGCUUGCUCCGACAAGGCUGUGCCCAACACCAAGCCUACGCAGGAUAAGCCGCGUGGUGAGGUGAAGGUCAGGGUUGAGAGAGAUGUCAAGCCUGAGGGCAAGCCUCCUGUCAAGGAUGAGCCCCAUGCUGACCCCCCUCACAACAAGAGGGACAACAAGCCUGAGGGAAAGCCUCCUGUCGAGGACCAACCCCCUGCUGGUGAUAAGCCACCCAAAGGCAAGGCUCCCGUCAACCCUCCCAACAACAAGCGCGGCAUCAAGCCUGAGGACAAGCCCCGUGUUGGUGACAAGCCCAAGGCUCCCCUUCCCACCAAGGACAAGAAUUCUGGCAACAACGGACACAAGAACAACUAA